CACGUCAAUCACUCUCACCAGAGGUCAGAAAAUAAUCUUCUGCUCAACUUGUAACGUUACGUAUCCACUUCCACAGCAUGACAACCAUCCUCAAGAAGACAAACAAGGACGUGAAGCAUGCUGAAAACUAGAGGCCUCUUGUGAGCCCAAGGUCACCAUGGAGACAGACGACGCACCUGCAGAGACCUGUACUGUAUCCGUCAAAGGUCUGACAGAGAACUGGCAGAAAUGGUCCAACGACCACUGCGACUAUCAGAAAAACAAUCCUUUCAGCAACGGCAAGGUGAUUCCCCCACAGAUCCAACGAGGACAGGAGGGCUACGGCAGGCCUUUAGAGGGGUCCAAAACGGAGGAGAGAGGAAAAGACGCCCACUCUCACAUCAGCAGAGAGGUCACAGAGCUCUGCCGGGUCAUAUUGGAGAGCAGAGAGAGCGGAGACGAUAGCAGGCCGGCUGUGCGGUUUGGGACGCUGUUUGAAAGAUACGUCACCAUUUCUAAUAAACUAGUGGGAGUUCUGCUGCGAGCACGCAAGCAAGGACUGGUGCACUUUGAAGGAGAAAUGUUGUGGCAGGGGAGAGAUGAUGGCGUGAUCAUCACCUUGUUAGAGUGAUUUACAGCAGUAAUGGACACCAUGUGCCUGCCUGCCUGCCUGUCUGUCCAACAUUGCUUUCUAGACAUCCAGUUUACUUGCACACAUGGGUUAGAAGUCAGUUUAAAUGUAGCAAACUGGUAUAAUCUGUUGGUGAAGAGUGUCAUUUCUGUUCCACCAAACAGAAUUGGAAAAAUAAUUAAUUUUAAUUAGGAUUUCAAAACAAUCUUGCAUGUCACUGUACAAUCAAAUUGCUAGUCCCGCCCAUCUCAUAACAUUGGUUAAGUCAAUUUUGCUGUGGAGGCUGCUAUAACCGGAGCAAUAAAGCUCAUUUUUCACAAGGUUCUCCUGGAAAAAAAAAACAUCUUAAACCAGCCUGAAAAUGUCUCCCAGACUGGUCUGUUUACUGGUUUUAGAGGUGUUUUGCACACUCUUCAGCUUGUCAAGUUGAGAGACCAGCUUAGAUUGCUUUAAAGAAAUAUUUCACCUAAACAUUUUAAUUCGCUGAACAUUUACUCACCCUUUAGGUCAUCCAAGAUGAAGAGGAGUUUGUUUUUUCACUGGAACCGAUUUAGAAAAAUGUAGCAUUGCAUCACUUGCUCAUUAAUGAAUCCUUUGCAGUGAAUGGGUGCCGUCGGAAUGAGCUUUUCAUUGAUAGACUAGAGACAUGUUGAUUACUCGUGGAUCAUUGUGAUAUUUUUAUCAGCUUUUUAGACUAUCAUUCUGACGGCACC
Carassius auratus (goldfish) is the source of this 1323-nucleotide messenger RNA. Its product is annotated as actin-binding Rho-activating protein-like. Gene Ontology annotation, biological process: positive regulation of transcription by RNA polymerase II; positive regulation of Rho protein signal transduction. Gene Ontology annotation, molecular function: actin binding. Gene Ontology annotation, cellular component: sarcomere. NCBI's taxonomy places the organism in Eukaryota, Metazoa, Chordata, Actinopteri, Cypriniformes, Cyprinidae. The record is from RefSeq and is a predicted model, not a curated record. The transcript is spliced from 2 exons. Bases 158 to 610 code for a protein of 150 amino acids.